Molecule: messenger RNA, 1735 nt
Organism: Pipra filicauda (Wire-tailed manakin)
Lineage: Eukaryota; Metazoa; Chordata; Aves; Passeriformes; Pipridae
Gene: SH2D4B
Product: SH2 domain containing 4B
Exons: 8
Coding region: 379-1668 (429 amino acids)
Cellular component (GO): cytoplasm
Source: RefSeq, a predicted model, not a curated record
AAUUUUUAGUGGUUUGCAGUCAAGACCACUGAAGUGACUUUUUUCUUUUUUUCUCCUGGACUUUGCAUUUUAUGUUUUGUUGUUAUCCUUGCCUGUUUCUCCUCCUUACAUUCCCUUGACACUUGUCCCUGCCUUUGGAGGAUGAGAUAAGCAGAGAACUCUGUCCCUGUGAAGUCAAGGAGCAGAACAUGUCUGCACAAAGAGGGCCAGAGCAAGAAUCAAACCUCUCCUGGGCAGGCAGGUGUGGGAGAGCUCCUUUGUUGCAGGUUGCUUUCUGGAGUGCCAUCAGUGGGGUUUUGUCACUGUAGUGACAAGGAUAAUUAGAAGCAGAUUUCUUUCUUUUUCAUUUUUUUUUCCUUUUUUUUUCUUGGAGUCACCAUGCUGCAGCAAAUUUUGCGUGAUAUGUAUAUUGACCCUGAGCUCUUGGCAGAGCUGAAUGAAGAGCAAAAGCAGAUCUUGUUCUACAAAAUGAGAGAAGAGCAGCUGAGGCGCUGGAAGGAGAGGGAAGAAAAAGCCCGACUGGAGGAGGCUGUGCUGAGAAAGACAGCGAGGCGCAACCAGAGUAACGGCAAACGCGUGCAGUGGCUGCGUGGGAAGGAUGGCGAGGUCUGGGUCUGGGUGAUGGGAGAAGGCCCAGGUGACAAGCCCUACGAGCAGAUAUCCGAGGAGCUCAUAGCAGAGAGAGCCAGGCAGCAGGCACAGAGGGAGGCAGAAGAACUAUGGAGACAAAAGGAAGCUGAAAUUACAAAGAAAUUCCGGGAUGCUAUGGCUCAAGAAAAAGCCCGAAUAGUGGCAGAAAAAUGGAAAAUAGAAACAGAGGAUCGGAAAGCAGCCAAAUUGGAGGAAGAAAAAAUUCAGGAGGAAUUAAAGAAAAGAGAAGAAGAGGAAAGACAAAAGGGUGAAGAACAAAUCAGGCAGCAGGAAGAAAUCCGAGCACAGGAGUUGUAUCUGAGCCUCAAGCAAGCUCAGCAGCAUAGUCAGCACAGCGACGAUGACCAGGAGUGGGAAGAACAGUUGCGCCGCUCCAAGGCCGCAGACGAGGAGAGAAGCCACAAAGCGCGCAGGGCGCGGGAUGAAUAUCGACGGCAAUCCCUGCGUGCCAUCCAGAAGGGAAGAGUGGCUGGCCUGAGUAACUUGUUCCAGGGGACGAGCCUCAACAACGACCAGGAGACAAAACUGAACAACAAUAGUUCAAGUCCUUUGCUAUGUCUCUCUGCAGCGUCCAGUAACAUCUGGGAGCGUCCGUGCCGACCCUUCUCCCGAGAUGUCAUCAUCCGCUGGUUCAAAGAAGAGCAGAUCCCUCGACGUGCUGGAUUCGAGAGGAACACCAACAGGAUUGCUCAGUGGUUUCAUGGUAUUAUCAGCCGUCAGGAGGCAGAGGAGUUGUUGAUGAAUAAGUCUGAAGGCACAUUCCUGGUGCGAGUCAGUGAGAAAAUCUGGGGCUACGCGUUGUCUUAUCGCCAGCAGAGCGGCUUCAAGCAUUUCCUGGUUGAUGCUUCAGGGGAUUUCUACAGCUUCUUGGGGGUAGAUCCAAACCGACACGCAACACUCACAGAUCUGAUCGAUUUUCACAAGGAAGAAAUCAUCACAUCAUCCGGUGGGGAGCUACUACUGGAGCCAUGUGGACAGCAGAAGAAUCCACCAGACUACAGUCCUUUAUUUGAAUAACUGAUCCAGGACUAACAGGGAUGCAUUCUGGAUAACUGUAGUAAUAAAUAGCUACAAAAGUAAACAC